CCCUCCCUUCCUGCGCGCGCGGGGCGACGAGACAGCGGCGGCGACGGCGAGGAGGCCCCGGGCGCGGCGCAGGCUCCAAAGAAGAAGAAACAAAGACCGAGAGAGCCCCAGGUGCAGGGAGCAGGCGAGGGAAGGAUCCGUACAGGAGCCCAACACCACUCCACCAACUGAAGCCCCCAAAAGGAGCCCGGUGAUGCUGCGCAGGCUGUGAACAGGGGAGGCGGCACUGUGGGGGCUGCCGGCAGCCGGGGCUGGGGAGAGACAUGUGGACACGUGGCCUCUAUGGCUCCCGCCUGCCAGAUCCUCCGCUGGGCCCUCGCCCUGGGGCUGGGCCUCAUGUUCGAGGUCACGCACGCCUUCCGGUCUCAAGAUGAGUUCCUGUCCAGUCUGGAGAGCUAUGAGAUCGCCUUCCCCACCCGCGUGGACCACAACGGGGCACUGCUGGCCUUCUCGCCACCUCCUCCCCGGAGGCAGCGCCGGGGCACCGGGGCGACAGCCGAGUCCCGCCUCUUCUACAAGGUGGCCGCACCCAGCACCCACUUCCUGCUGAACCUGACCCGCAGCUCCCGUCUACUGGCAGGGCACGUCUCCGUGGAGUACUGGACACGGGACGGCCUGGCCUGGCAGAGGGCCGCCCGGCCCCACUGCCUCUACGCCGGUCACCUGCAGGGCCAGGCCAGCAGCUCCCAUGUGGCCAUCAGCACCUGUGGAGGCCUGCACGGCCUGAUUGUGGCAGACGAGGAAGAGUACCUGAUUGAGCCCCUACACGGUGGGCCCAAGGGUUCUCGGGGCCCAGAGGAAAGUGGACCACAUGUGGUGUACAAGCGUUCCUCUCUGCGUCACCCCCACCUGGACACGGCCUGUGGAGUGAGAGAUGAUAAACCGUGGAAAGGGCGGCCAUGGUGGCUGCGGACCUUGAAGCCGCCGCCUGCCAGGCCCCUGGGGAAUGAAACAGAGCGUGGCCAGCCAGGCUUGAAGCGAUCCGUCAGCCGAGAGCGCUACGUGGAGACCCUGGUGGUGGCUGACAAGAUGAUGGUGGCCUAUCACGGGCGCCGGGAUGUGGAGCAGUACGUGCUGGCCAUCAUGAACAUUGUUGCCAAACUUUUCCAGGACUCGAGUCUGGGAAGCACCGUUAACAUCCUCGUAACUCGCCUCAUCCUGCUCACGGAGGACCAGCCCACUCUGGAGAUCACCCACCAUGCCGGGAAGUCCCUGGACAGCUUUUGUAAGUGGCAGAAAUCCAUCGUGAACCACAGCGGCCAUGGUAAUGCCAUUCCAGAGAACGGUGUGGCUAACCAUGACACAGCAGUGCUCAUCACACGCUAUGACAUCUGCAUCUACAAGAACAAACCCUGUGGCACACUAGGCCUGGCCCCAGUGGGUGGAAUGUGUGAGCGCGAGAGAAGUUGCAGCGUCAAUGAGGACAUUGGCCUGGCCACGGCGUUUACCAUUGCCCAUGAGAUCGGGCACACAUUCGGCAUGAACCAUGACGGCGUGGGAAACAGCUGUGGGGCCCGUGGUCAGGACCCAGCCAAGCUCAUGGCUGCCCACAUUACCAUGAAGACCAACCCAUUCGUGUGGUCAUCCUGCAGCCGUGACUACAUCACCAGCUUUCUAGACUCGGGCCUGGGGCUCUGCCUGAACAACCGGCCCCCCAGACAGGACUUUGUGUACCCGACAGUGGCACCGGGCCAAGCCUACGAUGCAGAUGAGCAAUGCCGCUUCCAGCAUGGAGUCAAAUCGCGUCAGUGUAAAUACGGGGAGGUCUGCAGCGAGCUGUGGUGUCUGAGCAAGAGCAACCGGUGCAUCACCAACAGCAUCCCGGCCGCCGAGGGCACGCUGUGCCAGACGCACACCAUCGACAAGGGGUGGUGCUACAAACGGGUCUGUGUCCCCUUCGGGUCGCGCCCGGAAGGCGUGGACGGAGCCUGGGGGCCGUGGACUCCUUGGGGCGACUGCAGCCGGACAUGUGGCGGCGGCGUGUCCUCUUCCAGCCGUCACUGCGACAGCCCCAGGCCAACCGUCGGGGGCAAGUACUGCCUGGGUGAGAGAAGGCGGCACCGCUCCUGCAACACGGAUGACUGCCCCCCUGGCUCCCAGGACUUCAGAGAAAUGCAGUGUUCUGAAUUCGACAGCAUCCCUUUCCGCGGGAAAUUCUACACAUGGAAAACGUACAGGGGAGGGGGCGUGAAGGCCUGCUCGCUCACGUGCCUAGCGGAAGGCUUCAACUUCUACACGGAGAGGGCGGCAGCCGUGGUGGACGGGACACCCUGCCGUCCAGACACGGUGGACAUUUGCGUCAGUGGCGAAUGCAAGCACGUGGGCUGCGACCGAGUCCUGGGCUCCGAUGUGCGGGAGGACAAGUGCCGAGUGUGUGGUGGUGACGGCAGUGCCUGCGAGACCAUCGAGGGUGUCUUCAGCCCAGCCUCACCUGGGGCUGGGUACGAGGAUGUCGUCUGGAUUCCCAAAGGCUCCGUCCACAUCUUCAUCCAGGAUCUGAACCUCUCUCUCAGUCACUUGGCCCUGAAAGGAGACCAGGAGUCCCUGCUGCUGGAGGGGCUGCCCGGGACCCCCCAGCCCCACCGCCUGCCCCUGGCUGGGACCACCUUUCAGCUGCGACAGGGGCCAGACCAGUUCCAGAGUCUGGAAGCCCUGGGACCGAUUAAUGCCUCUCUCAUCGUCAUGGUGCUGGCCCGGACCGAGCUGCCUGCCCUCCGCUACCGCUUCAAUGCCCCCAUCGCCCGUGACUCCCUGCCCCCGUACUCCUGGCACUAUGCACCCUGGACCAAGUGCUCGGCCCAGUGUGCAGGCGGUAGCCAGGUGCAGGCGGUUGAGUGCCGCAACCAGUUGGACAGCUCCGCGGUCGCCCCCCACUACUGCAGUGCCCACAGCAAGCUGCCCAAGAGGCAGCGCGCCUGCAACACGGAGCCUUGCCCGCCAGACUGGGUUGUAGGGAACUGGUCGCGCUGCAGCCGCAGCUGCGAUGCGGGCGUGCGCAGCCGCUCGGUCGUGUGCCAGCGCCGCGUCUCCGCCGCGGAGGAGAAGGCGCUGGACGACAGCGCAUGCCCGCAGCCGCGCCCACCUGUGCUGGAGGCCUGCCACGGCCCCACUUGCCCUCCGGAGUGGGCGGCCCUCGACUGGUCUGAGUGCACCCCCAGCUGCGGGCCGGGCCUCCGCCACCGCGUGGUCCUUUGCAAGAGCGCAGACCACCGUGCCACGCUGCCCCCGGCGCACUGCUCACCCGCCGCCAAGCCGCCGGCCACCAUGCGCUGCAACUUGCGCCGCUGUCCCCCGGCCCGCUGGGUGGCUGGCGAGUGGGGUGAGUGCUCUGCACAGUGCGGCGUAGGGCAGCAGCAGCGCUCUGUGCGCUGCACCAGCCACACGGGCCAGGCGUCACACGAGUGCACGGAAGCCCUGCGACCGCCCACCACGCAGCAGUGUGAAGCCAAGUGCGACAGCCCAACCCCCGGGGACGGCCCUGAAGAGUGCAAGGAUGUGAACAAGGUCGCCUACUGCCCCCUGGUGCUCAAAUUUCAGUUCUGCAGCCGAGCCUACUUCCGCCAGAUGUGCUGCAAAACCUGCCAGGGCCACUAGGGGGCGCGCGGCACCCGGAGCCACAGCUGGCGGGAUCUCUGCCUCCAGCCCGGCAGUGGGCCGGCCAGAGGGGGCCCCAGGGGGGCGGGAACUGGGAGGGAAGGGUGAGACGGAGCCGGAAGUUAUUUAUUGGGAACCCCUGCAGGGCCCUUGGCUGAGGGAUGGAGAGGGGCUGGCUGCCCCCCCAGGGCCCCUCUUCAGCAUCCCCCGCUUCCAGUUCACGUAGAGAGACCCCCUCCAGGGUGGGUCUGGGGAGGGGACAGCUGUUCACCCCAGCACCCUUUGCACCCACCCUUAGGGAGUCCCCAACACUCCCCCCCUCCUUUGAUGGGAAUAUGUACUGUGAAGAGUAGGGGUGGGGAGGGGGUCUGCCGGUGCCCUGCCCCCCAGCACUGCCCUACCCCUCCACUCCGAGCUGGGGGGAGUCUGUGUCUGCUAUGGGAGACGGGGGGGUAGCACCACCUCCCUGACACCUUUCCCUGACCUGACCAGGGGGAGGAUCCACCCCAACCUCUGCCCUGCCUGCCCCAGGGGCACCCCAACAUCCAGGCCACCCCCUCAUGGUGCUACAGACCCUGCCCUGGGGCCCACACACUCCUGCCAGGAAGCCCUACAUCAGUAAAGUUCUGUCUUGUGUAGAUUUCUA
Messenger RNA from Piliocolobus tephrosceles (Ugandan red Colobus), 4240 nucleotides. RefSeq names its product ADAM metallopeptidase with thrombospondin type 1 motif 10 (gene ADAMTS10). Gene Ontology annotation, molecular function: metalloendopeptidase activity. Gene Ontology annotation, cellular component: extracellular matrix. The coding region runs from base 283 to 3594 and encodes 1103 amino acids. The record is from RefSeq and is a predicted model, not a curated record. The transcript is spliced from 26 exons. Gene Ontology annotation, biological process: proteolysis; extracellular matrix organization. Lineage: Eukaryota; Metazoa; Chordata; Mammalia; Primates; Cercopithecidae.